Molecule: messenger RNA, 1080 nt
Organism: Penicillium brevicompactum
Lineage: Eukaryota; Fungi; Ascomycota; Eurotiomycetes; Eurotiales; Aspergillaceae
Exons: 1
Coding region: 1-1080 (359 amino acids)
Source: RefSeq, a predicted model, not a curated record
AUGACCAGAUCACAAUAUUCACAUUGGAUGAGUGAUUUCUCUCAACCAAACCAAUGGCGUCAAUUACUACGUGCCACCCUGCGCGAAUGCACCUACCUACCUGAUCCCGUCGCCCGAACCUACAUGCACAACUAUGUCAUCUCGCGAUAUCGUGCUGUUUCCGCUCGUCGUCUGAAGGCUGGUCCUCAAAUGGCUCAUGCGGCACAUGAAGCAAAACACACCUGUUCAUAUCUUCGGCGAGCUAAUGAGGGUUUUCAACGGCCCCUCGACAAAGUGCUGUUACAAUCAUACGGUCGCACGGGGAAGAGGCGUCAUGAACUGCUAUCAGACCUAUUGAACGAUCACCUCCCGAAAGACACUGCCUCUUUAAAGGAAUAUCUCGCCCAAACGGUUGAUUAUGGGGACGGGUGGAAACCCCCCGUCAUUAUUGAGACGCUUGCUCGAGCGCACCUGCAGAAUGCGGUGGUCACGGCAAAUCGUAUCAGGCCUUUGGUCAAAGUCCUCGCCCCGCCAAUUCCUAAAACCAAUAUUUGGGGGAAAGAAGUCGCUCUCGUGCGGCGAAGAAACAUUCGCAGGAAAUGGUACAAUGAUACCUUACACCGUCUUAUGCCGCCAAUCCCAGAGCAAGAAGUGAAACAACUCGAUGGAUUGAUAUCGGGGACCAUACAAUGGAAGCCUGUCAAAAGGCGAACCCCAGGCACAAGUGCGUUGGGCUCAAGCAAGUCAGAGCUUAGCUCCUGGCAUGAGCAUGACGCUUCGCUCUUCAAUUUUCUCGCAAAAGGUCCUGAGAAAGGCGAGACUUUUGACGAAUGGGCAAAUGGGCGGCCACAUAAAAUCACGGCUCGCUUCAUGCGUCGUCAUUGGCGACGUCUUUCUUCUUUAAUCCCUCGCCCAUACUGGAGCCCCGUGUCCAAAAAGUGGCUCUUCGUGUGGGAUUCACCAAAGGAGGUUCCAUCCCUAUCGAUUGAUCUGGACAGUAGUGUUAAUUUAGAAGCCCUUUUGCGUCUUCCCAAGGAGAAGGAGAAGAAAAGACAUAAAAAGCUCAAGGCAAGUUGCAUAGAUCGCGACGAUAAUACAUAA